This is a messenger RNA of Lachancea sp. 'fantastica', 2070 nucleotides long. The record is from the annotation of a GenBank genome assembly. NCBI's taxonomy places the organism in Eukaryota, Fungi, Ascomycota, Saccharomycetes, Saccharomycetales, Saccharomycetaceae.
AUGAGAACUCUGGUGACUUGUUUGCUAGCCGCGGCGGGACUUUUGUCCUCUGCGGAUGCCUUUUAUCUUCCGGGAGUGGCUCCUACCACUUAUCAUAAAGGUGAUGACAUUCCACUGUUGGUCAAUCACUUGACGCCAACGAUGUACUUUCAGCACAAGGGUGAGAAUAACGAAGAUCUUGGCGAUAAAGAGUCGUUCUUAUACUCGUACGAUUACUACUACGACAAGCUUCAUUUCUGUCGUCCGGAAACUUUGGAAAAACAACGGGAAUCGCUUGGAUCGAUCAUUUUCGGAGACAGAAUUUACAACUCACCUUUUCAAAUUCAAAUGCUAGAAGAAAAAGAGUGUGUUCCACUAUGCACCCAAACUAUUCCAGCUGAAGACGCGAAAUUCGUGAACAAACUAAUCUACAACGGGUUUUUCCAAAACUGGCUAGUCGACGGUUUGCCUGCAGCUCGUGUCUCCCAUGAUGAAAGAACAAAGACGGACUUCUAUACGCCUGGUUUUGAACUUGGCCUGGUCGAUGUAGGCGGGUCUAAAUUGAGAAUGAACGGACAGGACCAAAACUCCAAUGAACCUGAAUCACAGCCCCACACAAACCCCGUUUCUGAGGGUGACUAUUUAGAAGAACCUCCUCUCGAAAAAUCACACAAGCUCAUGAAAAGAAAGAACGUGGUCGAUGUCGAUAAAAUGGUAAAACAAAUCGAAACACCUUAUUUUGUCAACCAUUUCGACAUUCAAAUUGAAUAUCAUGACCGCGGAAAUGGAGACUACAGAGUGGUGGGAGUCACUGUGAACCCUGCUUCUAUCAAAAGAUCUUCUUCUGACUCUUGCGCCGCGACUGGUGAAUUGUUAGAGCUAUCAGAAGAAAAGGAAACUGAGGUGAACUUUUCUUACUCUGUUCGCUUCAAGUCAUCGCCCACUGCAUGGGCCACGAGAUGGGACAAGUAUUUGCAUGUUUAUGACCCCAAAAUCCAAUGGUUUUCGCUAGUCAAUUUCUCGCUGGUGGUGAUUUUACUAUCCUCCGUUAUGAUACACAGCUUGUACCGCACACUCAGAGAUGAUUUGUCUCGUUACAACCAAUUGAACUUGGACGAUGAUUUUCAAGAAGAAACUGGGUGGAAAUUGGUUCAUGGUGACGUUUUCCGGACUCCAUCGAGAUCACUAUUACUGUCGGUUCUAGUCGGAUCUGGAGCUCAACUCUUUUUGAUGGCAGCCUGCACCAUCGCUUUCGCGUUGUUUGGGCUUCUAUCCCCAUCUUCUAGAGGGUCAUUGGCCACCGUGAUGUUUAUUCUCUACGCUCUAUUCGGACUCUUCGGCUCCUAUACCUCGAUGGCCACAUACAAAUUUUUCGGAGGACAAUACUGGAAAGUGAACAUGCUUUUGACGCCUUUAUUGGUGCCUGGUUUCAUUUUCUGCGUGAUGCUGGCCCUGAACUUUUUCCUCAUUUUUGUUGAAUCUGCGGGUGCCAUUCCGUUCGGCACUAUGUGUGCCAUGGUUGCCCUGUGGUUCAUAUUCUCCCUUCCCUUGGCUGCAGUGGGGUCAUUUGUUGCACGCAAGAAAUGUCACUGGGACGAGCACCCUACUAAGACCAAACAAAUUCCCAGACAAAUCCCUUUCCAACCAUGGUAUCUCAAAACCAUACCUGCAUCUUUGAUCGCCGGUAUUUUCCCCUUUGGCUCGAUCGCUGUGGAGCUUUACUUCAUCUACUCCAGUUUGUGGUUCAACAAGAUCUUCUAUAUGUUUGGUUUCUUAUUCGUAUCCUUCCUGCUGCUAACUUUGACAACUUCCUUGAUGACCGUUAUGCUCACCUACUAUUCCCUGUGUUUGGAAAACUGGAAGUGGCAAUGGAGAGGAUUUUGGAUAGGAGGUACUGGUUGUGCGGCUUACAUUUUUGUCCAUUCCAUCAUUUUCACGCAGUUCAAACUUGGUGGUUUGACGACUAUCGUACUAUACCUGGGCUACUCGCUGCUGAUCUCGCUGCUGUCGUGCCUAAUAACCGGUACGAUUGGGUUUUUAAGCAGUUUAUGGUUUGUGAGAAGAAUCUAUUCAUCUAUAAAGGUUGACUAA